AUGACUCGGUCACAAAAAUUGCCUCUGCUCUUUAUUGGAAAAUAUCUGAAACCAAGGUGUUUCAAAAAUGUUCAGAAGAUUCCUGCUGCAUAUUAUGCUAAUAAUAAGGCCUGGAUGACUGGCAACAUCUACGAAAAAUGGUUGAGAGGUUUAGAUAACCGUUUUUCAGCAGAGAAGCGCAAAGUUCUCCUAAUCGUGGACAAUUGUACGGCACACAUGGAAGUCACUGGGCUUCAGGCAAUCCGUGUGGAAUAUCUCCCACCAAAUGCAACUGCAGUUUUACAGCCAAUGGAUCAGGGGAUAAUCAAUAGUUUCAAGCGAAAAUAUAAGACAGUGCUCUUGCAAAGAGUAAUCCUUGGCUUGGAAAGGGACAACCUUAUCAGAUUGAUAUUCUUGGUGCAAUGCAUUUAUCAAUCAGUGCAUGGAAUGAUGUUUUAG
Molecule: messenger RNA, 438 nt
Organism: Stegodyphus dumicola
Lineage: Eukaryota; Metazoa; Arthropoda; Arachnida; Araneae; Eresidae
Product: tigger transposable element-derived protein 4-like
Source: RefSeq, a predicted model, not a curated record